AUGCUACCAGGACGUAUUCCACCUGUCAUCAACUCGCCAGACAAGAUCCAACUCAACCGCCUCAGCCACGUCUAUCUUGCACAUCCUGACCUCGAAAAAUUCGACCAAUUCGCGAAAGAUUUUGGAUUUGAGGAAGCAGGGCGAGACAAAGAUAUCAUAUACUACCGUGGCUGGGGAAAAGACUCUUGUGCGUAUGUAGCCAUCAAGAGUAAAGAUGGACAGAAGCGCUUUGAAGGUGCUGCUUUUAUUGCUCAGACAGAAGAGGAUUUUAUAAAAUCAUCAAAGUUGAAGGGGGCGUCAGAAGUGAGGCCAAAUCUCGGCCCAGGUGGUGGCAAAAUCGUGACUAUCGAGUCUCCAUCGUCCUCUAAGAUUCAUGUUCUCUGGGGUAAUGGAGAACGUCCAGCGCCAACAAAGGUUGCCACUAGCACGGAAAUUCACAAAGGAGCGUAUAAUACUACUCUGCAGAAGUCCAGAAAAGGCGAAUUCCAGAGAUUCAAACUCGGCCCGGCUAUGGUUCAUAAGCUCGGCCAUUACGGCUUCAUCACGUCCAUGUUCGACGAGGAUAUUGCCUUCUAUACUCUCAAUUUCAACUUUGUCCCCUCGGACAUUCUAUACGAAGAGGUCAAUGGCGAAGAAAUUGAUACUCUAACCUUCAUGCACCUGGAUCACGCCAAAGAGUACAGCGAUCACCAUACGUUGUUCUUGUUUCGCGCGCCAGCAAAUUUCCCUGAUAAGCAUCGCCUCCACCAUUGCUCAUUCGAGGUGGAAGACUUUGAUACACAACUUCUAGGCCACGACUUCCUACUCAGCAAAGGCUAUACUCCGGUCUGGGGCGUUGGAAGACAUAUCCUGGGCUCGCAGAUUUUCGAUUAUUGGAGAGAUCCAACAGGGUUCACGAUUGAGCAUUAUGCAGAUGGGGAUGUAGUUAAUAUUGACAAUGUUACUGGGAGAACAAAGAGUGAAGGUGCCGCGUCUAUGUAUAUUUGGGGACCUGUUAGACCAGAGAAAGGAGUAGCAGAAUAG
This is a messenger RNA of Pseudogymnoascus verrucosus, 1023 nucleotides long. RefSeq lists its product as uncharacterized. The transcript has 2 exons. Gene Ontology annotation, cellular component: mitochondrion. Gene Ontology annotation, molecular function: methylmalonyl-CoA epimerase activity. The record is from RefSeq and is a predicted model, not a curated record. Bases 1 to 1023 code for a protein of 340 amino acids. Gene Ontology annotation, biological process: L-methylmalonyl-CoA metabolic process. Lineage: Eukaryota; Fungi; Ascomycota; Leotiomycetes; Thelebolales; Thelebolaceae.